CCGGCCCGAUGCAGCCCCGCUACACUAAGAGCAGAGUGUGGUGCUGAGGAUGAGCACGUUUGUGGUCACCAUACGGCGAUGGAAAUGUACGACCAGUUGGAUAUCGUUGAAUCUGGAAUAGAAAAAGUUUAAAAAGGUUUUACCUAAAGCGAAUUUUUAUACUAUGAAUACUCUAGAUAUGUAGGUAAUGACGUGCCCUAUUUAUGACUUCGUGACAACACGAAGCACGCUUCCCCUAAAAAAGUGUGCCGUCAAUAUAGUUGGUAUUCACCUGACAUUCCAUUCUUUCACUGAUGAUUUACGAGAAGGAAAAAGUGUGUACUAUUCAAAUGGAUGGUAAUAUGAUCAAAUACUGUUGAUACUGAAGAAUAUCGAUGUUUUAAGUUUUUAAUUAAGAAAUGAUGAUGAACCUGUCAGAAUAUUUUGGACAGAGUGUAAUGACAGUAUAUAUAAAUGUUGCAGAUUAAGGCUUUUUUUUUUUAAAGAAAGUGAAAGACCACAUUGCUCUGACAGCUUACCUUGAGGUUGCAACAUUGAAAUGAUUUUUGUAAACAAUUACAUUAUUCUCCCAUUUACAUGAUAUGAAAAAAAUGAGAAGAUUGAAAGAAAAAAGAAAUUUAAAAUUUAAGAAGAUGCAAUUGUAAGUCAGAAUGAAUUCCUCUGAUUCACAAACUUUGAGUGUCCUCUCAGGAUCAUCGCAAGGGUCUCAUGAUAAAGUGUUACCUCCAUUAACAUCUCAGUACCCUCAAUGGAGUAGAGGAGGAAAACUUGGCAUUGAAAGUGUGUAUCAAAAAUCAUUUCAGAACGAAAAGGAGCAAGAAUCUUCUCUUCAUAGAUUGUCUAAAGACAAUAUGGUGAACAAGAAAGGCCCUGAACUAACCGCUGUUGGUAGAUCAGAUGGUUUAAUGGUUACACCUAUUGCAGAUCCUUUGUUGCGAAUAACACAGCUUGAACAAAACAUCAGAUUUUUACAAGAACAACACCAGUUGAUGCUGUCAAGUUUGCAUCAAGAAGUGGAACAAUUACGUCACAAAAAUAGAGAUUUACAGUUCCAGCUUGUCUUUAGUAAAGGCGGUGUACCCCUAGUUCAAAGUAGCCCUUCAUCACCUGAGGAUGAUGCAAAACCAAAGAUAAUACUCAGCCCAAAACAAGCAAAUGUUACCCCACUGCAGAUUGAACUUUUAGAAAAAGAGAUUGCUGAAUUAAAAUCUGCUUUGCAUGAAGCAAAAACAAAGAAUGUUUACCUCUCAGCCAUUGUUGAAGAACAAAGAAAAAAACUUGAAAGUCUUGAAUGUGGUAAGCAGGAAAUGGACAGUCUUAACUUUAGAAGUACCAAGGCUUCUGCUCAGAGACAGACAACGGAAAAAAAUGGUGAUGAGAGAGGUGAUACAACUGAUAGUGAUCUUGCUACAAAACUAGAAGAAGCUGAAAAACUAAUACGUCGUUUGCGCCGUGACAAUGAAGAACACAGAAGGGAGGCAAAAAAGAAAUCUUCCCACUUGGUGACCAUAAAAACCAAUUUAUCUAAAAAUCUGGGCGGUGCUGGGGGUAACCGGCAACUGGGAGCUGGUGGGGGCAACAACUGUCAUCGUGGGGGAGGAGGUUCAGGUGGAGGUGCUAACAAUCAUCAUCGGCCUCACAGUCAGCAAUCUCAGUCACAGAGAUUUCCACCCUUACACUCUCAGAGUUAUUGGCAUCAUGGGCAACAUUCCCAACACAGAACUGGAAUAGAAUUUGUAUCUCAUCGCCAUUGCGCAAAUGGCAGAGGUGGUGGUGCGGGAGGUGCCGGCGUAGGAAGUAGUGGUGGCAACAAUAGUGUUAUAGGAAAUGGUGCUCGACUAGAAAAGGAUAAUCAACUAGUGGGACGCCCUGCACCUGCACUACCAAAUCUUCGCAACAAUUCUUCUAACCAUUACACUUUCACAAACGGUAAUGGUAAUAAUAAUGGCCAUAACCAUCGGCGUGGUGGGGGCCAUUAUAAUGGCAAUAGCAAUCAUUAUUAUAGGGGUGGAAAAGGUGGAGGUAGAGGAAACAGAGAAGCUAGAGAAGCCAGAGAAGCGAAGUAAAAUCAUGCAGCAGCUCAACUAGUUCUUUUUGUUAUUGUAAUUAACUUAUUUGUUAACAGUUUUGCUUAUUAAAAGGAGCCUUGUGCCACUUCUCAUUGUAACUCGAGAAUAUAGAGAGCACUUUUGUGGUUUGUUACAUCAUUGCACCAGUGAGACCAAAAAAAGACUUUGUAGAUAACAAAGUGCAUUAUUUAUCUUAUAAAUUAACUAUAUUAUAUAAGAAAUAUCAGUAUGUCUCAGUUUGUUGUUUCUUUAUUUUUUGGGGUCUUGUAUACAUAAAAAAUAUACAGGGUUCAGUGACAGAGGAAGGAAAAGCUAUUGCUUCAAGUAAAAGUAUGCACUAACUAAAUAUAUAAGUACUUGAAAUAAAAGGAACGAUACGAAAGCCUUUCUGCGCAUAAUUACUUGUGAAACAGAAAGAAACUAGUAAUUCAAAGAACGAAAUUGUUCAAUUUUUUGUGGGCAGUAUAUAAACUUGAAUCCUUUUACUCCUUAAAAUUAAUUUCUUUUUCUUUUAAAUGUGAUUAACAUUUCUCAAUUGUACUUAUUGCUUCAAAAAUCUUCUCUCAUAAUUUGCCAACAUUUUAAUUUGUUCUGUUGUAUCAUGUCUUAUUUUUUUGAACCAAUUGCAAGUUCUUAGUCAGAAUGGAUGCAAGUAGGUAUUCAAAUGGUACAUGUAUAUUGACUAUCGGUAUAUAAAAUGGGUAGUAGUGAAAUGUGUGUGAUACUGCCAACAGUUUUUGUAUAGUAUUCAGUUUCACUUUGUUUUCAAUGUCAUUUCUAGACACUAAAUACUCUUAAUUUUUAAUGAGUUUCCUUCACAUUCACAACAAGUAAAUGUGAAUAUAUCUCUUAGAUGUAUGAAAAAUGUGAAAGAAUAUUUCUAUGUAAAAAAAAAUGUAUAUGAUCUUAGUGCUUGAUACUCUUGGUAUUUCUCUGUGUGUUUUUGGAAGAUGAACAUGUACUAAACUUAACCAUCUUCAAAAUAAUUGUGACAUACAUUUAGAUGCAAAAUCAGGAUAGUUGGCAUCACAUGGUACUGUAAGCUUUAUCAAAGCUGUAAGUUAAUAUACAUAACAGAUUGUAGAGGUUAUUGUUCUCACAUUUUGGUAUUGUUGAGCUUAUUUAUUUAAAAUUAUAGGUGUAUAAAAAGUCGUGCAAAAAUUAUGCAUGCCACCAGAAUGAUACUCAUUUCACGUAUAUAGCUAAGUUACAAGUGAAAUAGCUAUUAGGCAUUCAAGUUUAGCUUUGUACUUAAAGGAAUAUUU
Messenger RNA from Gryllus bimaculatus (two-spotted cricket), 3334 nucleotides. The record is from the annotation of a GenBank genome assembly. NCBI's taxonomy places the organism in Eukaryota, Metazoa, Arthropoda, Insecta, Orthoptera, Gryllidae.